This is a messenger RNA of Trichobilharzia szidati, 1856 nucleotides long. Lineage: Eukaryota; Metazoa; Platyhelminthes; Trematoda; Strigeidida; Schistosomatidae. The record is from the annotation of a GenBank genome assembly.
GCUAAAUUUAGUUUAAACGACACAAUGGCCAGUCAGUACAAACUUAGCUCUUCACAACGAGAUAGAGUUAAAAAGUUUAAUGCUAUCACUCGAAGUUCUGACAAGGUCGCGAUUGAUUGUCUUCAAAUGAGCAAUUGGAGACUUGAACAGGCUGUAGAUUACUUUUACAGACAGAAUCCUACUCCUACUGGACCAACUGUGAAUGAGGCGAAAAUUGAUCAACUUUUUCAACGUUAUCGGGAUCCUCAAUAUCCUGAUCGAAUACUAUCCACAGGAAUGGAACGAUUUCUUAUUAAUGAUUUACAUAUUGAUCCAGAAAAUUUAAUAACCUUAGUCCUAGCAUGGAAAUUCUCAGCAAAAACUCAAGGAGAAUUCACAAGGGAAGAAUUCUUCCGAGGUUUUCGAGAGUUGGGCUGUGAUUCUAUUGACUCUCUGCGUAAUAAACUUCCAAGUCUGUUAAAGGAAGUGGAAGAUAAACAAGCCUUUCGUUCGCUGUAUCUAUUCACCUUUGGUUUCGCUAAUUUAGAUAAACAUGAAAGUAAAUCACUGGUUCUUCAGUACGCUAUUCCCUACUGGGAGAUUCUUUUACGUGAUCGAUUUUGUCACUUACAAUUAUGGUUUAAAUUCCUUCAAGAACACCAUAAACGUCCAAUAUCCAAAGAUACUUGGGAUCUACUCCUAGACUUUGUUGAAACAAUCUAUCCAAAUAUGUCGAAUUAUGAUGAAGAAGGUGCCUGGCCAGUAUUGAUUGAUGAAUUUGUCGAAUGGGCAAAACCACAAGUUCAAACAAGUACGCAAACAGCUACCAAGCCCUCGUGAUCUGUGUUCAUAUGACUUCAAAUUGAUAUAUACAUCUAUAUAUAUACUUAUUCUUCUUUUUUGUGAAAUGUGCAGCUAUUUUAAUUUCACAGCAUAUUUUUUAAUUAGAAUACUUGUAAAGUCCUUGUUUAUUAUCCUAUCUUUCUCUUCCUUAAGUUGCCUUUAUUUGUGCCAGGUUUUACUCCCUUUUAUGUGAACCUAACUGACCAUUCAAUCAUUAGGUGGGGAAAUAAAUAGCUCACUUUCUUUUUUUAAAGUGUGUGUGUGAUCUAUUCUUGUCUGUUUUACAAUUUUCCUCAUGACCAUCAAAAUCUUUCAGUGUUAUUAUUCAAUACCGGUGAAUUUUAAACAAAUUCACAGUAGAAUAUUCAUUCUUUCAGUGUAACUCAAUCAUAGGUCAACAUCGCGUUCCAAUUGUUUACUUCCCUUAUGCUGUUAAGGAUCUUAAACCAAUUAACGUGUCGUUGCUCCUUUCUCAAAAGUUAACUUACACUUGGUGACUAGCAGUGAUAAUAAUAUUAACAAUAAACAUAUUCUGUAAGUUACUUUCUCUUACGAGUCAUCCCACCCCUCCCCAAAGGUGCGCACACACACAAACACCAGAUAUACUGACUUUGUAUCUAGUAUUUUUAACACUUCAUAAUAGUGUGUACAUUGGAAAUGCACGUAGCUGACAGUCAUUUGGUAUCUCACAAGCUGUAGUUUGUUUGUUUGCAAGACUACAACACAGUCAAUCCCAUCUGGUACAAAAUUCCACUAUCACUAGCAGUGGCACUUCUUCCCCAGUUUAUCUUGCUACAGUUCUUACUAUCGGUAUAUUAUUGUACUUAAUCUUGUUCUGUAGGUAGUAGUUUAAUAUUGCCUGUGAAUGUGUAUUACACAACUGUAUUCAAUUUUGUUGCCAUGUGUAUCUCUUUUUCCCCAUUAUUUUGUUUGUAUCCUAGUAGGAAGAAAAUGUGACAUUUCAAUUUACUCACUUUACCCUUUUUUCCUGUAUUAUGGUAAUGAAUAAAUGUCAUAAUAUAAUUUGUGGUCAC